CGGAUAGAGAGACUGACUACCUGCUCGAUUGCAAUACAGGGAAGACACAAGCACGCGCGAGCCCGUACGCACACUCACUCUGACCAGCAAGCUAAUAAACAAGAGAUAGGAAACGGGACUGAGAAGAGUUUUUCAAAGGAAUAAUAAAAAUUGAAAUAACACAAUCAAACUAGUAGAUCGUGAAGCGCAGUCAAUAGCCAUGUAUCUGAACAGGGAAGAGGGGAACAGCAAAGGUUCCGUUUCUCUCAGCGUGUUCCUGGUGUCUCUGGCAGUGACUGUGUGCGCUGUGUGGCUAAUUACUCUAUGUGGCGUCUGUGGCUGGUGCCAACGCAAACUGGGGAAGAGAAAUAAGCCUGGGAUGGAGACAGUAGGCACCCCAGACUCAGGACGUGGACGUGGGGAGAAGCAAGCCAUCAAUGAUCUAGACAGAGACUUUUGGAAUAACAAUGACAGCAGCACAGUACAGCAGAAAUGGAGCUCCUAUCCACCCAAGGAGUUUGUACUAAACAUUUCCCCCUAUGCCCCCUAUGGAGAUCCUCGCCUCACGCUCAAAGAAGGAAAGAUGGUGGUUCUAUCUCUGGCAAUUGGGUUGGCUGAGCAGGACGACUUUGCCAACAUUCCUGACCUGCAGGAGGCGCCAGCCAGCCAUGAGACCCCACCUGACAAGAGGGCGGGUGGAAACAAACCAGGCAACAGCCCCAAGGGUCAGCCACCAGACGAGGCCGACCGCCGCGCCGAUGGCCACUCCUCUGUCUCAGACUUGGCCAAUUCCCUGACCAGUGAGAUGGUGAUGCUGUCUCCAGGCUCAGAGGAGGAUGACCAUGAGGGCGGCGUGAGUGAGAAGCUGGGUCGCAUCCAGUUCAGUGUGGGCUACAAUUUCCAGGAGUCCACCCUCACCGUCAAGAUCCUGAAGGGUCAGGAUCUGCCCGCUAAGGAUUUCUCUGGGACCUCUGACCCCUUUGUCAAGAUUUACCUGCUGCCCGACAAGAAGCACAAGCUGGAGACCAAGGUCAAGAGGAAGAACCUCAACCCACACUGGAAUGAGACCUUCCUGUUUGAAGGUUUCCCAUAUGAGAAGGUGGUGCAGCGCACUCUGUAUCUGCAGGUUCUAGACUAUGACCGCUUUAGCAGAAAUGACCCAAUCGGGGAGGUGUCCAUCCCACUCAACAAGGUGGACCUGGCACACAUGCAGACCUUCUGGAAGGAACUGAAGCCCUGCAGUGAUGGCAGUGGUCGUCGAGGAGAUCUGCUGGUGUCCCUGUGCUACAACCCCACAGCCAACACCAUCACUGUGAACAUCAUCAAAGCCCGCAACCUCAAAGCCAUGGAUAUCGGAGGAACUUCAGACCCCUAUGUGAAGGUGUGGCUGAUGCACAAGGACAAGCGCGUAGAGAAGAAGAAGACAGUCGUCAUGAAGCGUUGUCUGAACCCGGUCUUCAACGAGUCCUUCCCUUUUGAUGUCCCAGCCCACGUACUGAGAGAGACCACCAUCAUCAUCACUGUCAUGGACAAGGACAGGCUGAGCCGCAACGAUGUCAUUGGCAAGAUCUACCUUUCAUGGAAGAGUGGGCCUGCAGAAGUAAAACACUGGAAGGAUAUGAUGGGGCACCCACGUACCGCCGUUGCCCAAUGGCACGCCCUCAAGGCCUGACGGCCUUACCUACUUUCCCCUACAACCUCCCUCCUCUUUCUUCAACACCCACCCACCCCACCCCACCCCAGUCGCAACACCACCCCCACCCCCAUGUCCAACCCUGUCCUUAUGCACAAGACUGACAGUCUACCAGGCCAUGAGACACGGGUACGAUUAGCCAUUCACUGGACUCUAUCUCAAUCUCCCUCUCUUUCACUCUCUGUCCUUUGUGUUUCUCUCCAUCCCUCUCUUUCCUUUCCCUCUCACUCUCUCUUUUUCCUGUCUGCUUUUGUUUUUGGGCCAUCCCCUCCUACAAAUGAUUCCCUCUGUUCUGACCACCUGCUCAUCUGUCUGUCUGUCCAUCCAUAUGUCUAUCCAUCUGUCCUUAUGGAGAUCUGUCAUGCCCUCCACCAACAUCAGGCCCUGGCAUCAUAGAAACAGCCCAUAGGAACAGACAGUUCCUCACCAUGCUGGCCUAGUCCUACACAGUCUGAAAAUACAGAGGCCUGUUGUGUGGGAUAGUGAUGAGGGUAGGAGCACUAACACCAGGGAUGGUCAGGGCUAGCUUGUCAGUCAUAUUCCCAUCAUUGCCUGUUUCUAUAGGAGGGUGGGGAUUUUCUGGGGUCACCUGUGCCCCCUUCUGUCCAUUUGCUUUCUGUCCACUUCCCCUUAUUCAUCUUGUGUGUGGGUCAUCUAGGCCUCCUGUUUUCUCUCCUUCCUCUCAUCCUGAGCUCGAUCUCUGCCUCUGGAGACACACAGAUGAUACAAAAGCAAUGAUCAUGACCAACCUGGAGACAAACCAAUGGAUGGAAAGUGGACUCAUUGUUCCGGACUGAGACCCAGCGCUCUGGUCUCUUUGUCUCUCUUUCUCUCUGUUUCUGGAAUCUUCCCUGUCAGGAACCCUCUUGUUGUUUGUAUGUGCCGUGGGUGCUGUGCUGUACCUCCAACAAAAGUAGUGUUUCAAAAAAAAAACAAAAACAAAAAGAGAAACAAACUGCACUGGAACAAAAAGAAAAGGACAAACAAACUUUUCCCUGAAGGACAAUACCAGGUUUUCCAAUGACAACAGAAAUGAAAGCUCAGCAAGGGAGGAAAAGUCUAAGAACGAGUUAAAAAAGGAGCAAAUUUAAUUGAUGUCAUUUCUUCUUUGUAAAAAGAAACUGAAGAAAACAAUCAAAAAGUUCUUCCAUACUUAAAGCGAAAAAUAGAAGCAAAAAGCCAGUUUUCUGAGCCGCACUGUGUGCGUGUGUGUGUGUGUGUGUGUGUGUGUACACUAUAGAUUGAGUGUUGUGGCGGGCUCUUCCUGCCUCAUAAUCUCCAGCUCUCCGUCUUUUUCCUCUCUCUCUCUCUUUCUCUCUCUCUGUCUCUCUCUCUCUUUCUCUCUCUC
This is a messenger RNA of Megalops cyprinoides (Indo-Pacific tarpon), 3020 nucleotides long. It is a transcript of the gene syt7a, whose product is annotated as synaptotagmin VIIa. The record is from RefSeq and is a predicted model, not a curated record. Bases 200 to 1651 code for a protein of 483 amino acids. Gene Ontology annotation, cellular component: membrane; synaptic vesicle; axon. Gene Ontology annotation, molecular function: phosphatidylserine binding; calcium ion binding; SNARE binding. The transcript has 11 exons. Lineage: Eukaryota; Metazoa; Chordata; Actinopteri; Elopiformes; Megalopidae. Gene Ontology annotation, biological process: cellular response to calcium ion; calcium-ion regulated exocytosis; regulation of calcium ion-dependent exocytosis.